ACCAGAUGGACAGGCUGUGUGUUUCUCUGAUUGCAUUCUUAUGUGCUGUUUCCUCCAGUCAGGAUGGGAUAUCUGCAGCAGAGGUGGAGCUGAGAGUCAGACCAGGAGACAACAUCACUCUCUACUGUGACUGUAACAUAACUUCUGGAGUAUACAUUAUGUGGUAUAGGAACUGUUCUCACAACUACCAGCCUCCUCUAGUUAUUUCAACUAAGUUGUUAAGUUCCAUCUCUCUCCCUGGAUAUAAUGUGGUGUGGAACCCCUCUAACAACUCCUAUGAUCUACUGAUUGAGAACAUCACUGAAUCUGACCUGGGACUCUACUACUGUGGGACUAUGGGGAACAAGGUAGUGGAUGAUGGAGGUAAAGGAGGAAUUAAACAGAAAGAGUUGUACCACUAUGGAAACAUCAGCACUAGGAUUUCACUUGACACCAGUCCUCCUGAGCCCUCCUCCUCCUCCCCUCCUCCUGUAGACUGUGGUCUGUGUUGGAUGUUGCUGUUCAGUCUGUGUCCUGUGUCUGCUCUCCUCUCCUCUCUCCUCUCCUCCGCCUGUUUCUACUCCUUCUGCAGAACAACAGCUCCAACUGAGACUCAGGUUCCUCUGAACAGGACCACCACCAGGGGAAGUGACAGCAGAGAGCAGACUACAGUCAAAGAGGAAGGAGACUUGUGUUACGCCUCGUUGGAUAUCCGUCAGGGACAGAGGAGACCAAAGAAGAAGAAGAGAACCACGAACUCUGACUUCAGUACCUACUCAGCCAUCAAUACCAGCAGAGUGUGAGACCUAUACCAUCCAUCAAUACCAGCAGAGUGAGACCUAUACCAUCCAUCAAUACCAGCAGAGUGAGACCUAUACCAACCAUCAAUACCAGCAGAGUGUGA
This is a messenger RNA of Salmo salar (Atlantic salmon), 883 nucleotides long. The record is from RefSeq and is a predicted model, not a curated record. Lineage: Eukaryota; Metazoa; Chordata; Actinopteri; Salmoniformes; Salmonidae.